Lindgomyces ingoldianus is the source of this 3405-nucleotide messenger RNA. Its product is annotated as PLC-like phosphodiesterase. The annotation marks the transcript as partial. NCBI's taxonomy places the organism in Eukaryota, Fungi, Ascomycota, Dothideomycetes, Pleosporales, Lindgomycetaceae. The transcript has a single exon. Gene Ontology annotation, biological process: phosphatidylinositol-mediated signaling; lipid metabolic process. Gene Ontology annotation, molecular function: phosphatidylinositol-4,5-bisphosphate phospholipase C activity. The record is from RefSeq and is a predicted model, not a curated record.
CGCCCCCGGAUGCCGUCACCGCAACCUUCUUCUUUUGGCCGCUAUGCUAGCAAACACGUAUUCACCUCUGCCGUGAGCAUUCCCUCAUCGCGCGCCAGCCCCGCAUCCAAUCCCUCCAACAUGGGAACAAACGGCUCGCUCCAGUCCACUCCAGAGGGCAUGGUUCCUGUGUCGCACUCGUCGCUACCAAUUCCUCCCUCAUUGAACCUGCCCGAGUCUAUGAUGUACCAUUACCAGCCUCCAACUUCAAACCCGCUCACGUCGUCCCCAUCCGCUAUGUCCGAGGCUUUCAGCAAGGGCUCCGGCCUAAUACGAAGAGCCUCGCGUGGCGCCCAAGGAAUUCCGAGCAAGUUCCGACGGAACGGUUCCCACGCACACCGCGAUACUAGCUCGGGUCCGGUUAUUAUGAGGAGGCGGAGUGAUAGCAGGACUGCGGCAGAUGCGGCAAUGGACGUAUCUGACCUGGAUCUGAAUUUUGAAGAAGAAGAGGCGGUAGAGGAUCUUGGCGCAUUGAGCCCUGACCCUGUCCAUGGCCUUGGAAUUACAUCGGAUGCGAACAACAGAAGCUCAAUACCAGACGCAACCGUUGUUGGCCCCAAGCGCAACUCGAGACUCGAACAGGGCACUCUCCUGAAGAAGAUCACUAAAAAGGACCGCAAAGAUAUCAAUCUCCGCCUGGAUCUUGACUCCGCCAAAGUGUACUGGGACCUGUCGCGACCUUCCAAGACAUUCUACAUUGACGAUGUGCGCGAAAUCCGGUCUGGUCCGGAAGCGAGGCAUUACCGAGAAGAGUGCAACUACUCUGAGGCAUGGGAGCCAUAUUGGUUCACCAUCGUCUAUACCGAUACGACCCGCUCAAAAGGCAAGAUAAAGACUAUGAACUUGGUAGCACCAGAUAUUGGGACCUUCAACUUGUGGACUCGCACCCUUGACACAGUCUCUCGCAACCGAAUCGAUCUCAUGGCUGGUCUUCUUGGGUUCGCCGAGAAGAGCGCAAAGCUGGUUUGGCGACGAGAAAUGAAGAAACGAUUCAAUAGAGCUGAACACUCAGAACAUGAUGAGUCAAUGGAUCUUCCAGGCAUUGUCCAGCUUUGUCGCAGUCUGCACAUUAACUGCUCCGAAACGACCCUACGCGCAUAUUUCGGCAAGGCCGACAGCGAUCACACGGGCAACCUCAACCAGGCGCAGUUCCUGUACUUUGUCAGGCGACUUAAGGAGCGCAAGGACAUCAAGGCUAUCUAUAAGACACUUGAGUCUCACCAUCACUCCGAAAUUGACCAAGACACAUUCUUCAAAUUCUUGAAAGAGCAACAGGGAGUUGAUGUCGACGCUGACAUUUCGCAAUGGGCAUCCGUUUUCGAGAGAUGUGCACGUGCAUCGAGACCCAAAGCAACUCCAUCCAAUGGCGGGGAGAUUCCCAUCCCACUGACUAUGAGCUUCCCUGCCUUUCAGACAUUCCUCACCUCACCCGCGAACCCCGUAUUUCUGCCUGCGAAUUCUACCCUACAGCAUAACCGUCCUCUAAAUGAAUACUUCAUCUCAAGCUCGCACAACACCUACCUGCUUGGCCGUCAGGUCGCAGGCGAAUCUAGCACCGAAGCGUACAUCACUGCCCUCCAGAAAGGCUGUCGAUGUAUCGAGAUCGACUGCUGGGAUGGUGGCGAUGGCAGGCCCAUCGUGAUGCACGGCCGCACUUUGACCAAGAGCAUCUUAUUCUCCGACACUAUCAAGGUCAUCAACAGAUAUGCCUUCAGCGAAUCUCCAUAUCCUUUGAUUCUCUCUCUCGAAGUUCACUGCUCUCCUGAACAACAAGCCCUCAUGACCAAGACUAUGAUACAGGAGUUUGGUGAUAGUCUUCUCCUCUACCCUCUAGAUUGGGAGUCUACAAUUCUGCCAUCACCGGAACAGUUGAAGGGUAAAAUUCUGAUUAAGGUUAAAGCUGCAGCUGAGGAUCUCGAUGCUAAAGCAUUGACAAACGAACUGACUAGUCGGAAACGUGAGCUCAGCUUCAGUUCACCAUGGUCCCGCCCAGUGCAGCUCAACGACAACAUUGUCCCGAAUUCGCCACUCAUCUCUAGCCCACCUUCGAUGAGCCCACCAGAACGCGCAACCACCUUCUGGACGUCACCUCGAACGUCAACUACAUCCACUAAUGCCACAAUGCCAACGUCGGCUCUCAUGAGCUCUGCAGAGGACAGCGACAGCCCUCAGCUAACGCCCGGGGAGGAUUCUAAAAAGAAGAAGAAGAAGACGUCUACCAAGACCAGCAAUAUCAUCAAGGUGCUCGGCGAUCUUGGCGUAUAUACUCGGGGGAUCAAGUUCUCGGAUUUCAAGUCUCCCGAUGCCAAUACUCACAAUCAUGUCAUCUCCUUUGGUGAGCGCAUGUUCGAUAGAUGUUGCCGCCCUGGCUCGCAGACGAAGCAGUUACUGGAAGAGCAUAACAUGCGCAGUCUUAUGCGUGUGUAUCCCGCUGGCCACAGGAUCAAUUCGUCUAACUUCGAACCUCUGAAGUUUUGGAGACGCGGUGUCCAGAUGGCCGCCACAAACUGGCAGACAUACGACCUUGGUCAGCAGCUUAAUGAAGCCAUGUUCGCCGGUGGGAACGAUCGAACGGGAUACGUUCUUAAGCCCGCCGAACUACGUCUUGAGGAUCCGACUCCGGUUGUUGGUCAUAAGAGGGCGCCUAAGCAGCGUGUUAGAUUUGCAGUUGAGAUCAUCUCUGCUCAGCAGCUUCCUCGUCCACGGGGCCUAAGCCCCGAAGCAAACAUCAACCCGUAUGUGGAGUUCGAAAUGCACUGCGCUGAAGAUAAUGGCCCCAACGCCACUGGAGUUGGUGGCCAAGAUGCUUCUGCUCGUAACGGACUUUCUGGAAUCGGCAAUCCGGUUAAGAAACGCACGCGCAUCGUACAGGGCAACGGAUACAACCCCGAGUUCAAUGACAAGAUCACGAUGACACUCACUACACGAUACCCUAGCCUUGUUUUUGUGCGAUGGUCCGUGUGGAAUUCAAUUAAUGCGCGCGAUACCAACCACGCUCCGUUGGCUACUUUCACUGCUAAACUCAGUAGUCUGCAGAAGGGCUACAGGCAUCUCCCUCUUUUCGACUGCAAUGGCGAACAAUACCUGUUUUCUACAUUGUUCUGCAAAAUUGAGAAGGAGGACUUUGUAGUUGUCGACGUCGAUGACUCGAUUCCGGAGCGUGCCGGGUCCAGAAAGUCUUCGGUGGAAGCUACCAAUCCCCAGCACGAACCGACCAACCCGCAAGGCGGCGGCCGCAGCAUCUUCAGGAAACUCCUCAGCCGGAACCCCAGUGAGCGCAAAAAACGCAAGGAAGAACGCAACAACAGCGAAUCCAAGGAAUCGGAUUCAAGCUUCCUCAGUCGCAGUAGUACUAUCGAACGAUAA